Messenger RNA from Cephus cinctus (wheat stem sawfly), 4381 nucleotides. RefSeq lists its product as uncharacterized. The record is from RefSeq and is a predicted model, not a curated record. NCBI's taxonomy places the organism in Eukaryota, Metazoa, Arthropoda, Insecta, Hymenoptera, Cephidae. The coding region runs from base 128 to 1732 and encodes 534 amino acids. The transcript has 3 exons.
GACGUUGUAUAUCACGAAUGUCGGCUAAUCGACAAUGCGUUGAGAAUUACGUUAAUUUUUACAAAUUUAGAGCCAUUGUAGCAGUUUAUUGUGUUUUUACAGUUUUGUGGAUUUCCUCCUUUUCGUGAUGAAUCACUUGUUUAAAUUGCUAGAUCAGAGUCCAAGAGAAAGAUGCUCAUCACCACCAUCAAAUGAAAUCGAAUCUCCACGAUUGGAUACGUUGGGUGCAAAAGCCAAAAAAUUCUUUUCGAGGAUGAACAUGUUCACAAAGGUCAGAGAAUUUCGUGAUAGCACUCCUGAUACGCGUACUGAUACGUGUUCAAAAACUACGAAAUCUCCAUCAAGAAAGCUUCGUAAUGAAAUCAAAGUAUCGAAAAGCUGGAGCAGCGAUGUUUUUCAGGAUAGUAUUUUCGGUUCCACCUCGUACCAUUCGGCCACUUGCAAAAGUUAUAAUUGUAAUGAGAGAUCAUGGCAAAUAGAAACAGAAAAUCAUAAUCCGCCUAAAAGUGCUGGUACGUACAAGACGGAUACUGAUUUGUCUUGGUCAAUUAGCGAAAAAGAAUGGAACUUGACAUCGUCGUUUUUAUCUUUAGAAGAAUUUUAUCCUAACGAAGAUGAGAAUUCAAGAGAAAUGUCUACAGGCAAUGAUGAACCAAGGGUUAAAAAAAUGCCUUUAAAAAAUACUGAGCAGGAGUCCGAAUCCGAUGCUUCUUUCAAAUCAUUGAAAAUCAGUUUUAUUGGGGAAUUUAAAGAUGAAAACGAAGUACGAUCAAAAAUCCCUUACGAGGAUGUGGACCUAUCUUUUAUGCCUUUAGAGAAUGUCACCCAGGACGGAAUUGAUAACACUAAAGACAAAGUGAAAGAAGGAAAUGAUUGUUGGUUAGGGGAAGAUAAUCUUGAAAUAUUGGAUAUGGACCUAACAUUAGAUAUACCUAAAUCCCAGUGUAUGAUGAACCAUGUAGAACCUUGUGAAAAUGAAAGCAAGAAUAAUGAUAGUGAUAAUGCAAAUAACAUUAAAUUGUCUAUGUCAUCUUAUAAGUCAUGCGACAGUGAAAAUAUGUCUGAGGAUUUGGCAACUCUCACAAGUAUCAAUGAAUUGAAUCCAUUGGACGUUGGUAUACUUAUGAAUGAUUCAUCAGAAAAAAUAGAAAAUGCAGAUAUUAAAGAAGAGUGUCUAAUGAAUAACGACAUGCAUGAAGUAUCAGUAGAGAAGCCAAGAACACCAUUGCUGGACAAUGCAGAUAAUCUGGAAGUCAUAGAAUCCUCCAAUCGAAAAUUAUAUGAUAAUAAUAUGGAGAAUAUACAAGAAAUGGAAAUUUCAUUAAAGCGAUCGUUGACGCUUGAAAAUCAAUCAGAAAAUUCAAGUUCCUUUUAUGAUUUUUUGAAUGUAUCCAAUAUCGAAUCACCUGGAGAUAAACAUCUUUUGGAAACGGAUGAGAUGAUUCAUACGGAGGAAAACAAUGAAACUCCUGGUCAUAAAAGAUUUCAGAAGACUUCUUCACCAAAAUCUAUCUCAAAUGAUUCAGGAUAUCAGAAUCAUUCAUCAGCAUCAAGUACUGAAAGGUCAUCGCUCAGCGCUGUAACAAGCGACUCCAGAGACGUAAGCUAUGAACCAAAAAUAGUGACAGAUUUAGCAAACAUUUCAGACUUGUAUGUAACUGCGAUGGAAGAUUCGGUGAAAAAUGAAAACGAUUGUCUGAUGAUGAAAACCUCCGACUUGUUGAAACAAUAAGUGUGAACUUCAAUAGUUAAUUGCUUCGUAUUUUAAUUUGUUUAAUUAAUAGUCAUUCUAAAUAACUGUUAAACUUUGUAUAAAUGUCAUGUUAAAGGAAAAUAAAAAUAUUUCAAUGUUCCUUGUAAAGCUAAUUCGUGUUACAUUUUUUCUAAUCUAUUAGCUAUACUUAGAAUACCUACUGAACUAAUUGUUCGAUAAGAUUUAACAAUAUGAUAGGUAAAGUCUAAUAUGAAAACAACAAGAUGUAUGUAUUAAGUAUCACAAUUUUUGACUGCGCUCGUUUGUAAGAGCAAUUCAUAAAUGUUACUAGUCAUAUUUAAAAAUAAUUUGUCACGUGAAAACUCAAUAGUAACUGUCAAAUGGUAAGAAUUGUAGGCCGGAGGUUAGAAUUGAUUUUCAAAAUUUCGGCCGAUCCAACCAAAAUGUAACUUUCAAAAAUAAAUAUAAACAUACAUACACGGAAUGAAACUAUCAUCGCAUCAACCUUGUCUCUUUCUAAAUCAAUAAAUUGACAAUAUCAGCAUUAUACUCAGUCUUGAAUUAUUACCCGUAACAAGACAUCGAGAAACCUGAAGAGAAAAUAAAUUUUCAUAAUUUUGAUUACAGAGAAUGACCGUGUUCUCGGAUCCUUCCCGCAUACAAAGCGAUCUAUGUACCCUCUCCGAAGAUUUGACAUCCCAUACCGACGAUAUAAAUAUCUUAGGAUUGGUAGCGGAUCUAAUCCUUACUCUGCUUGGUUGCAUCGUCCUGAAAAUCGAUCACAUACCAAAUACAACACGAUACAAAGAAUUGCUCUCUGAUUCAGCAUUAAAUUUUUUACGAAACGAUCUAGAGAAUUUACUUCGUUUCGAAACGAAAGACCUGAACUCUCUUCUCCUAGAUAUAUCAAGGAUUCGUAAUACGAAGAAAAACAGAGACGCUCAUGGUUCAACUUUUAAAAUUUGCGACAAAGAUCAGACAUCGGGAGAAGAAGGAAAGUGUUUACUGAGACGUACAGUUCUUAGCGUGAUGGGAUUUUUAAUUUUUCGAAGAUCAAAAAAGAGUUUUGUCGUCAUGAAAAAUUCCUCAAUGAAUUCAUCCAAUGUGGACCUUAUGAGUUUUCAUUCUAAUGAAACGGUUACCAAAAAGGUUAUGUCAACGGAUACUUACGUUUGUCAAAAUUCUUUUGAAGAAAGUAACAAUGUCAAAGAUAUGUGCAAAAUAGAACCAACUUUCACGGCAAAUGAUACUUACAUGGUGGAAUCUUCUUUUGGACAAACAUAUUUGAAUGAUUUUUCAUUGGAAAGGAUCUUUAUCAAUCAUGAUAAUCAUAGUACAAUGAGAAAUGAUUAUAUCACAACUGAAACGUUUAAUAACUGCAAAUCGCCAAGGUCAUCAACCGGAAGUAACACGAGAAGACAAAGAUCGCGUAAGGGAAGAUUUUUUGGUACUUAUAAGAAAAUAAAAAAAAUUCAUGCAGCAGGAAUCUGCAAGAAGUGCUCAAUGCCGUUAGUUCCCUUAAAAGGGACAAAGUUGUGCAAUAAAAAGUACAAGACCUGGAAAAAACUUGCAAACGCAUCGAUAAUUAGUAAUUUGGAAAUAUGCGAAAGUGAAAAUGACGAUAAUUGUAAAUCAAAGGAUACGAACCAUGUUUGUUCCAAAAUUUACUGUCCACUUUGUUAUGGCUGGUUAUGGAUGCCAAUUUAUUAUUCCUUUCUCCUUAUUUAUCCAGCUAUUAUUGAUAUUACGUAUAACAGCUUAACCAGAUAUCAGAAUUUAAUUACAUUUGCCAAUUUUUCAAAAUAUUGAUCUUUGAGUUGUUAUUCAAUUGGUGGACGAACAGGGACUUCCUGAUGUGUCGCUACAAUUUAAUAAAUUCAAAGAAUUAUUAUACAUAAAAUAUAAAAUGAGAAGCAACCAGCGAUGCUUCCAAGAGACUUUGCAAUUUCGAAUGAACGAUUAGAGUAUACUAAGGCGAUUGUAAACGUCCUAGGGAAUAUUCAUCAUUCGUUUGAUUUUAAAGAUGACCAGCGACAUCUUACACAUGAGGUAAAAAAUCCAGCAUUUUUCAUUUAAUUAUAUUAAGACUAACCAGUGAUAACUAUAAACACGUUAAAACCCAACGAUUUAAGAUUACUUCUUUUUGCAAAACGAUGUUUUUUUUUUCAAGCUAUCUAACAAAAUAUAUACCACUGCCAUAAUUUACAAUAAUUAUAUUUUUGUUAUUGUCCUUGUAGUCAAUAUAUAAAAUAUAUUAGUUUGAUUAAUUUUGUUUUUCGAAAAUACUAGCGUUACCAAUUUUUUAUUCGUUGAUACGAAAUAAUCAUCCAUCUUAUAAAAAUGUGAUAUGCUAUAACAGUGCCAUAUUUCUAUUACUGGUAAAACAAGCGAUAGGUAUGAUAACCAAGAUAUAGUAUAUAAAUUCAAACUGAUAUUGAUUUUAUAAGAUUAACGGGAAUAUAAUCUUUUCAUUGGAAAUUAUUGUAGUUGUAUAAAAUCUUAAGCUACGCAUUGUUUUCUCAUCCCAUCAAUAUAUUCAUGAAAAUGUAUUGUAAUAUAUAUAAGUAGCCUAAAACAAAUAUAUGUAACACCGAAAUAUAUUAGAAACAUAGAAACUCACAUGAAACAAUAAAGAGAAUCCAUGUUGUAUUUUCAUUUUUAAAACUA